AAGUUGCACACAUGCUGAGCCGGCAGCUAGAAGCAGAAUGGGAAAGGGCCGUUCACACGGAGCUGUUUAUUUUCCAGCCUGAGUUCUUCCAGACAAUUGGCGAGCUGUAUUGAAUACAUCUCUGUAUCAGUUACAGCAGCAGCCAGGAUAAAUAAUGCGCCUUUGCUGGAGUUGCCAUCGGGACUGCCGGCUCAGGCCCCUCAGGCCAGCUCACAACUGGGUUGAGAGAGAUGUCAGCCCCAGGAAGGAGCUUAAAUGCCUUGGGGAUUGAUGCCUUGGACAUUUUCUCCGGAAAGGGUGCAGGGCCUGGGAUAGGGGAUUGGAAAGGACUCCCGUUAGGUUAAAGCCUGGGUACGAAUGGAUAUGGGCAGUAUGCUGUGGGCCCUCAGGCGCUCACUAGAAUAAGCUAAUGACACUCCUCCUUUGGCCUGAGCAGCUCAGAGUCAGGAAGUCAGCUGUCUUUGCAGAAUCUGGAGCAAACUUCCCUUUGUUGCACACACACCCAGAGGGGAGAACAGCUGAAGCCUGCUGUUCAGAAACCACAGGGCUCUCAGGAAAGAGCACCAUUCUUCCUGAGAACAUAGCAACACCCAGAGAGCGGAUCCGCCCUCCUCUUGAAGACAGUUCCAGGGGAGGGCCAGUAGGACUCCCUCACAGCCCUCCCCAGCCUUGCAGGUCUCUCCUUGACACAUGGUUUUGUCUGGCCAUGGCAGUGGCUUUUGGCAGCUGGAGGAAAGCAAAAGUCAAUGUGGAGAGCAAGUGACAUUUAGAAGCUGGAACCUGUUAGUCAGAGCAGGUGGCGCUUUCUGCUGCGUUGGUGGCUAAGUUCCCUCGAGCUAGUCGCCAUGGUUUUCCUCACUUCUGAAACUUGGGGCUGGAAAAUCCAGCAGCUCUCAGAGGGCUCCAUGUUUGGCCACGGCCUGAAGCACCUGUUUCACAGCCGCCGCAGGUCACGGGAGAGGGAGCACCAGGCGUCUCAGGAGGCCCAGCAACAGCAGCAACAUCAGGGCCUAUCGGAUCAGGACUCCCCAGAUGAGAAGGAGCGCUCCCCGGAGAUGCACCGCGUCUCCUAUGCUGUGUCCCUGCACGACCUGCCCGCGCGACCUACUGCUUUCAACCGGGUGUUACAGCAAAUCCGUUCCAGGCCCUCCAUCAAGCGGGGCGCCAGCCUGCACAGCAGUGGCGGGAGCGGUGGCCGCCGUGCCAAGAGCAGCUCCCUGGAGCCGCAGCGUGGCAGCCCUCACCUGCUUCGUAAGGCCCCCCAGGACAGCAGCCUGACCGCCAUCCUGCACCAGCACCAGGGCCGACCCCGGUCCUCCUCUACCACCGAUACCGCCUUGCUCCUGGCUGACGGCAGCAAUGCGUACCUCCUGGCUGAGGAGGCAGAGAGCACUGGGGACAAGGGUGACAAGGGAGAUCUUGUGGCCCUGAGCCUCCCCUCUGGCCCUGGCCAUGGUGACACUGAUGGACCCAUCAGCCUGGAUGUGCCAGAUGGAGCGCCAGACCCCCAGCGGACUAAGGCUGCCAUUGACCACCUGCACCAAAAGAUCCUGAAGAUCACUGAGCAGAUCAAGAUCGAGCAGGAGGCGCGGGAUGAUAACGUGGCUGAGUACCUGAAGCUGGCCAACAAUGCGGACAAGCAGCAGGUGUCGCGCAUCAAGCAGGUGUUUGAAAAGAAGAACCAGAAGUCAGCCCAGACCAUCGCCCAGCUGCACAAGAAACUGGAGCAGUACCGUCGGCGCCUGAAGGAGAUCGAGCAGAAUGGGCCCUCGAGGCAGCCCAAGGAUGUGCUACGUGAUAUGCAGCAAGGGCUGAAGGAUGUAGGCGCCAACAUGCGUGCCGGCAUCAGUGGCUUCGGGGGUGGCGUGGUGGAGGGCGUCAAGGGCAGUCUCUCUGGCCUCUCGCAAGCCACCCACACUGCAGUGGUGUCCAAGCCCCGGGAGUUCGCCAGCCUCAUUCGCAACAAGUUCGGCAGUGCGGACAACAUCGCCCACCUCAAGGACCCUAUGGAAGAUGGACCCCCUGAAGAGGCAGCCCGGGCGCUGAGUGGCAGUGCCACAUUGGUUUCCAGCCCCAAGUACGGCAGUGACGAUGAAUGCUCGAGUGCCAGUGCCAGCUCAGCUGGAGCAGGCAGCAACUCCGGGGCUGGGCCAGCAGGCGCACUGGGGAGCCCUAGAUCCAACACUCUUUAUGGUGCCCCUGGAAAUCUGGACACUCUGCUGGAGGAGCUUAGGGAGAUAAAGGAUGGCCAGUCACACCUGGAGGACUCCAUGGAGGACUUGAAGACUCAGCUGCAGAGGGACUACACUUACAUGACCCAGUGCCUGCAAGAAGAGCGCUACAGGUAUGAGAGGCUGGAGGAGCAGCUGAACGACCUGACUGAGCUUCACCAGAAUGAGAUGACCAACCUAAAGCAGGAGCUUGCCAGCAUGGAGGAGAAGGUGGCCUACCAGUCCUACGAGAGGGCCCGGGAUAUUCAGGAGGCCGUGGAGUCUUGCCUGACCCGUGUCACCAAGCUGGAGCUGCAGCAGCAGCAGCAGCAGGUGGUGCAGUUAGAAGGUGUAGAGAACGCCAACGCGCGCGCUCUGCUGGGCAAGUUCAUCAACGUGAUCCUGGCACUCAUGGCAGUGCUGCUGGUGUUUGUGUCCACCAUUGCCAACUUCAUCACGCCCCUCAUGAAGACGCGCCUCCGUAUCACCAGCACCGCCCUCCUGCUCCUCGUCCUCUUCCUACUCUGGAAGCACUGGGACUCGCUCACCUACCUCCUGGAGCAUGUGCUGCUGCCCAGCUGAGCGGCUGCUGUCCACCCUGUGCUCUCUGGAUUCCACUGGCCACACGCAUCUCCAGGAGGGCCCAGGCCUCCUGAGUCCCUCGGGGUCUGUCAUGUGACCUCUUUGGCCCCUAACUGUCCCUUCUCUGCACUGCUUCUGUCUGGCACCAUCUCCCUUUCAGCCUGAAGGUUGCAGAGAGGGUGCUCUGGGCUGGAGGGAGCAGGGACACUCACAGCCAAAUGGAGCAGCCGGGAGACACCGGGGCUGAAUUAUUUGAAUUAUUUGCAGUCACAUGGGACUUUUCUGGGCUGACCGGAGGAUGCUCUAGUCAUGAAAGCCACUAAGAUAGAAGGCCAGUCUCGAUUUCCCUAGGGAAGAGCCCAUCCUAGAGGCAGCCCAGUUUCCUCCCAUGGCAACAGUCUGGAUAUAAGCCAGUGGGCGGCAGUGUUGAGCCCAAAGGGUGCAGAAAGGGGAGGGUCCCCAGGCUUGGGGCCAGACAGCAGGCUUGGCACAGCCACUGGGAGCUCAGCCUCCCCUCCCCCUGCUUCUCUUCCCACUUGAACUGGUUUGGGACUGGUUUCUGGAGGCUGGGUGGGGUGUGGCUUUGGGUUUGUGUUUUCUCUGCUCAUCUUUCUGCCUGUCACUGGGUGUGCUGUUUUUCUGAAAAAAACAGGCCCCAAGGGGCCCUGAGCCUCCAGCCCAAACCCUUAGACCUCUGGGAUCACAUUGAGUUCUAUUUAUUUAUUUAUUUAUUUACUUAUUUAUUUAUUUGUUCCUAUCCUUUCCACGCUUCUGCCCGGCUGGGCUCCAGGGAGAGGACCCUACCCGUCCUCCCUCUGAAGCCCGGGCUUAUUCUUGGUUCAUCACACCCCAGACCACGUCUCCGGUGUUCCUGGCUGGAAGAAGGGGCGUGUGGCCAUGCAGCCCGCUCUCCCAAGCCACCCCAGCAGAAGGGUUGGAGGGGGCAUGGCCUCUUUUAUAUAUAUCUAUUUAUUUUACGUGUGUGUCUUUGUGAGGAAGAGGAUGUUUGUCAUUUCCUUACGCUCUGGAGUGUGUGUUCCAAUUCUGCACAGCCCAGCCUCCCCAGGAGCCCUUCCAAGCACAGUGGGGAUUUCUCAGAAUAGGGGAGAGGAACCCAUGAAGCAGGAGAAGCAGUGCCUGCCAGCCAUGGUGGACCUUCCUAAGAAAUAAAUAUCCUCUAUGUUUUCAAACCA
Molecule: messenger RNA, 3985 nt
Organism: Rattus norvegicus (Norway rat)
Lineage: Eukaryota; Metazoa; Chordata; Mammalia; Rodentia; Muridae
Gene: Tmcc2
Product: transmembrane and coiled-coil domain family 2
Biological process (GO): amyloid precursor protein metabolic process
Cellular component (GO): endoplasmic reticulum; membrane
Source: RefSeq, a predicted model, not a curated record